UCCCCUGUUGGACACCUACGACCGCAACCAUGGCCACCAAGUCACGCAGCGACGCCGAGAGCGAGGUCAGGUCCUGGGGAUUCAAUCAUGUCUUCACCUGGACCGAUGGCCCGAACGCCUACUACCCGCCACACACCCACGGCGGCCUUACCACCCACCUCAUCCUCCGUGGACAAUUGACCAUUACGUACCCGAAAGAUGCCGAGCCGAAGAAAGAGACAUUCGGCCCGGCCGGGAGGAUCGACGUAGACGCAGACCGCCUCCAUGAAGUCUGGAUGGGCCCUGAAGGUUGCACCUAUGUUAUCGGCGAGUGACCUAGCGUUCUCUGCGCUACCCGCAUGAGAGCAGGACCAACGGACAUGAUAAGGAUGACACGCGUCCUCGGCUUCCUCCAUGCAGCUGUUGAGCGAGGCGAUGCAGACAAUAUUCUCGGUAUCCGGCGCCGAUUUGCUACUAUGCCAUUCGUUACUGCGAGACUGCUCGGCUAAAUACUGCCUCCAUCACUCUAAGAACUAGUCCAAGCAACCCUGUCCCCGCU
Molecule: messenger RNA, 538 nt
Organism: Lindgomyces ingoldianus
Lineage: Eukaryota; Fungi; Ascomycota; Dothideomycetes; Pleosporales; Lindgomycetaceae
Exons: 2
Coding region: 30-314 (94 amino acids)
Source: RefSeq, a predicted model, not a curated record